AAAAUAGGCUUCUAUGUUCUUCUUAGAAGGGAAAGUCUGAGACUUGGUAAAAUGUGGACAUACUCAUCCAAAAACAUUUUUUUGACAUGGUCUAAGCGGCACCGUUGGUCUUGUAACGAAGUACAAAAUGACGUAGCACAUAAACAGUUGACAGCAGUAAUCUUUGUUCAGACUUAGGACAAAAAUCGCCAACAGAAGUGUAAGUCGGUGACUUACCACUUCCACUUUCCACUUUCCGAUAAAGAUAGACAACCACUUUGACAAAACCGUAACUAUUAUAACCUUGGAAACCGACGGCUCUUUCACUCUUGUCUGAUGCCAAGAAAUUUCUCCGAGCUUUGAUUCUCGUCUUUCCUAACUUUGGGAUUCCGGAACCUGACUUCUCUUGUUUCCUUAGCGCCUAAUUUCCCACUUCAUCUCUACGGCUGAUCAACUCAAUUCCCUGUAAAAACCCAGGUUUUUUAUCAGCUUUUCCUGGAAACUAAGCUACUUCUUUUGAUCCUAAGGAAUUUCCACUAUUUUUUUUCCAUGAAAGUUCUUGAGUUUUGGAAUUCAUUAUUUUCUUUCCUUUGUCUUCAUGUACUAUUCAGGAAGUUGAACUAGAAUUGAAUUCCUUGUUGUUAUUGUAUUUCUCAUGGUGGUUGUUUUCCAGGGCUAAUUAUUGGCACCAAAUUGUUAUUACUUUUUUACUUUUCUUGGGUUUUACUCAAAAUUUCAUUUACUAGUAAAAUUGGAUUUCUCUGCGGAUUUUGAGCUCUUCAAAUUGUAAUGGUUUCCCGUACAAUUCCUUCAUGGACCUUAAUUGGUCUUAUAAGAGCCUUUCUUGACCUUGCUCUAGCUUAUUUCCUUCUAUGUGGAUCAACCUUGGGGUUUUUUGCUUGGAAAUUUUAUAAUGUUUUUGGACUUUUCUUGCCUUGUCCUUGUUCUGGGUUUUUUGGGUACCAAAAUAGGAACCUCUGCUGGCAUAAGCUGCUUAUUCAAUGGCCAAGAAAAAAGAUUCAUUCUGUUCAAAAGCUAGCUUUGAAUAGGUUCCCUUUUAUCUUAGUUUGGUUCAACGAUCAAGAGUGGAAUUCCAAUGCUAAUUCCAUUAAAGAUGGUAGAUUUGGCAAUGGGAUCAUUGAAUUGGAAGGUGAUGCAUGUUCUAGUUCAACUUUAGGUUUAAGAUUGCAAACUACGGUGGAUAAGGAGAGUGGAUAUGAUGCCAAGGGAAAGAAAAUUAUAAAUCUGAAGCAGAAGUCUGGAAUUCGGCGACGUAGGAGAGCUGCUUUUGGUUAUGGAAAAUCUUCUCCAGUGUUAUUUUCUGGCAAUUUCUCACCUGCUGUUGCAGGUGUUUCAUGUUCCUCUUAUAUUAAUGGCGGUGAAACAAGAAGUGAAAUUAGUGAAAAUUUGGGUCCAGCUACUGAAAUAGAAGAUAGUUUUCCUGAUGAUAAAAAUACUCAAACUGGCACUAAUAUGGAUGAGGCUACCUGGCAUGGUUUUGAAUUAAGCAAUGGAGAGGGAAAAGGUUCAACUUUUAUAAAAAAAUCCACUUGUAACACUAAUGAAAAAUUAGGGUUUACUGGAGAUGAAGCAAAUCGGAUCAGAAUGUUGGAACAAGCUCUUGAAGAAGAAAAAGCUACCCAUGCUGCUCUAUACCUAGAGUUGGAGAAAGAAAGGGCUGCUGCUGCUUCUGCUGCUGAUGAAGCCAUGGCAAUGAUUUUGCGUCUACAAGAGGAUAAGGCAUCAAUAGAAAUGGAAGCAAGGCAAUAUCAAAGGAUGAUAGAAGAAAAAUUUGCUUAUGACGAAGAAGAGAUGAACAUUCUGAAAGAGAUCCUUGUUAGAAGGGAGAAGGAGAAUCACCUUUUGGAGAAAGAAGUUGAAGCUUACAGGCUGAUGAAUACUCUAGGAGAUGAGCAGGAGUGUGAUUUUAGUUAUACUUUGAGUACAGGGGGAGAAAGGCCUUCGGUUUCACUUCAUCUAGAUGAAGAUCCACUGCUAAUGGUGAAACAGGUGGGGAAUAGUGGAUCCACUGGAAAGAAGGAAGUGGGAAAAGGUUGUUCUUGGCCUUCAAAAAAUAAGACUCCAUCAUCUGGGAAACGAAGUCAUACUGCAGCAGUUUAUUUAGCUGGGAAAGUAGAGGGACAAGAUGAUGAUGCCAUAGCAUGCCAAGCAAUAGCAACCAAAACAGCCCAAAAUUUUGGUGGCAUUGAGAAAACUUCUUUAACUAGAGAAGAGCUUGAGAGAAAUGUAGAAUUUGGUGAACCACUAGGCAGCAAUCUGCAUGAUUCCACGUUUGAUAUGGAACCAGCUAUUUAUGAUGUCCAUGUUGUUGAUGAUAAAAUGGACAUUCUGAAGGAGGAGAAUAAAAAAGAAAGUAAACUGCCAACUGGUUCUGCAUUAGAUCACGAAAACUUGCUAUAUGACUCGGGGAGGAGCUCUUCUGCAGUCAGUAAUGAAAGGUUGGGGAUUGAUGCUGAAAUUGAAUGUCUUAGAGAAAGGCUGCGAAUAGUGCGAGGAGAAAAAGAGAAGCUAACUUUCUCUGCAGAUCAGAGGAAAAGGGUAGAUACCCAUUUGAAACUCAUUGAGGAGCUGGUGGACCAGCUUAAAGAAUUUCAGCAGCUAAAAGAUCCUGUUCGACAGAAUUCUUUACCUCCUUUAUCUUCGUCUUCUAAGGUCAGCUCCGAUAGGCGACGCUGCCGAAGUGCAUCAGAUGAAUUCUGUGAUAGUGCCUAAGCCACGUACAGUAGUUUAUCAAAUUCGGGAAAAAUCUUUCGUUUUGCUCUAGGUUUGUGUCCAGUCCCUUUUCAGAUUGUUUGUUAGAAAUUUGUUGAUAAAUCCUGUAAAGUCCAAACAAGUUAGUUGAUGUAGUUGGUGUCUUUUGCCUGUUGAAAACUUGUAUACAAACCCUUUAAUGUUUUAGUUUCUAUUAAAUCGAGUAGCUUCAAAGUUGUCUCUAGGCGUCCAUUGUCGAUCCCCUAUAAAUAAAUAAUAAUCAAAGCCAACUUUAAUCACUUGUUUGUCAUUCCUCUCUCCGAGUGCAAAGGGUUAGGCCGAGGGCUGCCUAAUGGCUGUAAUUAUUGUGCGAAAUGAACAUUGGGGCCACCAUCUCCUUGAUGUAUUCUUAAUUUCAAUCAGUAUGUACUUAUUUGUUUUGAUUC
Messenger RNA from Durio zibethinus, 3137 nucleotides. RefSeq lists its product as uncharacterized. The record is from RefSeq and is a predicted model, not a curated record. NCBI's taxonomy places the organism in Eukaryota, Viridiplantae, Streptophyta, Magnoliopsida, Malvales, Malvaceae.